Puntigrus tetrazona (Sumatra barb) is the source of this 1961-nucleotide messenger RNA. It is a transcript of the gene rlbp1a, whose product is annotated as retinaldehyde binding protein 1a. Gene Ontology annotation, molecular function: phosphatidylinositol bisphosphate binding. The coding region runs from base 29 to 967 and encodes 312 amino acids. The record is from RefSeq and is a predicted model, not a curated record. Lineage: Eukaryota; Metazoa; Chordata; Actinopteri; Cypriniformes; Cyprinidae. Gene Ontology annotation, cellular component: membrane. The transcript is spliced from 7 exons.
CAUUCAGCCACCGGAGGAUCUCAGCAUCAUGGCCGCCACCGGAACAUUUCGCAUGGUGUCCGAGGAGGAGCAGGCGUUACGAGCUAAACUCGAACAUCUGAGCGUUAAAGACCACGGGCCGGUUUACGGACCCUGUAAGAAACUCCCGGAUCACACUAAACAGAAGGCUAAAGAUGAACUGAAUGAAACGGAGGAGAGGAAAGCGUCUUCUAUAAAGGAACUGAGGGCCAUGAUAAAAGAAAAGGCAAGCGAAGGGGACGAUCUGGCCAAAGCCGUGCAAGAAAAGUUCAAGAACGAACCAGACUCCCUUCUUCUGAGGUUCAUACGUGCCAGAAAGUUUGAUGUGACGAGAGCGCACGAGCUUAUGAAAGGUUAUGUGCGUUUUAGGCGAGACUACCCGGAGCUGUUUGAGAAUUUAACCCCGGAGGCCGUUCGCAGCACCAUCGAAGCCGGUUACCCUCGAAUCCUCUCCACCAGAGACAAGUGCGGCCGAGUCGUGCUGCUCUUCAACAUCGACAACUGGGAUCUGGAGGAGGUCACUUUCGAUGAAACUCUGCGUGCCUACUGUGUAAUCCUCGAGAAACUUUUAGAAAACGAAGAGACCCAAAUCAACGGCUUCGUCCUCAUCGAGAACUUCAAGGGCUUCACGAUGCAGCACGCGUCCGGCAUCAAACACACCGAGCUGAAGAAGAUGGUGGACAUGCUGCAGGACUCCUUCCCGGCCCGAUUCAAGGCCGUGCACGUGAUCCACCAGCCCUGGUACUUCACAACCACCUACAACGUGGUGAAGCCCUUCAUGAAGAGCAAACUGCUGGAGAGGGUUUUUGUUCACGGGGACGAGCUGGAUGGCUACCUCAGAGACUUUGGCAGCGAAAUCCUUCCGCCGGAUUUCGAUGGGACGGGUCCCAGCUGCGACGGCAAAGAGACGGCGAUCAAGCUGUUCGGAUCCGAAGAUACAGCCCUUUAAACGACCCAACGCUGCCACCGCUCGUUCAAUAUACGGUUUAAACGUUUUAUAGAAAAUAGACUUAUCUGACAUUUGUUUUAAACAGAGAAACUUGAAGUGUCUUUUAUUCUUUGCCUUGAAAACGUUGGCCUGAAAUUAAAAAAGGAAGAAAAAAAAAGUACUAGUUGCUUUUAGAAAAUUUGUCUAAUAAUUAGAAUUAAAUGCAUAAACUCGACCAAGAAAUAAUACGGUUGUUACUUUGUUGUUUUAGAACGAAUGGCUUGUAGAUAUUAUGUUGUGGUUAUUGUUGUUAACCCGUAUUGGUUUUUCUAGACCCAGAGCUUUUGUGUCAAGUCUCAUUUUCAAUAAAGUGGGCAAACGGUUUUGUGCAUCCGAUGCCAUGUGAAAAUAUUUACUAAGAGCGCAAACGUACUGGUAAUAUAGACGAUAGAGACCGCUGUUCAAGCGCAUGGUGUCAGUAAUGUUUUUUAAAAAAAAUUAGUAUGCUUAUUCAGCAAGGAUGCAGUUAGAAGAAAUUAAAUUGCUUAAAAAAAAAAAAAUUAAAAAUUGCUAAAAUAUUGAAUAAAAAAAAUCUGCUAAAAAAUUGCUGUUGCUUUUGAGCUUUCUGUUAAUAAGGAAAUCCUGAAAACAGGUUUCCACUACAAUAAUAAGAUGCGAAAUUCAUAAUAAAUGAGUAUAUUAGGAUGAUUUCUAAAGGAUCGUGUGACACUGGGGACUGGAGUAAUGGUGCUGAUUUUGCCAUUAAAGAAAUAAAUUAAGAUAUAUUCAAAUAGAAAAUAGUACACAAUAUUACUGUUUUUGCUGUAUUUUCAAAUAAAUGCAGCCUUGGUGGGCAGAAGGGACUUUUUAAUUAAAGUUAAGUUUAGCCUAAAAAUGACAGACUUUAUAUUUGAUGAAUUAAGUUGUGCUGUCAAACUACUACAAUUAAUCACAUCCAAAUUAUAUAUUUUUUACAUUACAUGUGUAUAUUUGUUAUGUAUAUAUACACAGCACA